This is a messenger RNA of Malurus melanocephalus (red-backed fairy wren), 3822 nucleotides long. RefSeq names its product ribonucleotide reductase catalytic subunit M1 (gene RRM1). The transcript has 19 exons. Gene Ontology annotation, molecular function: ribonucleoside-diphosphate reductase activity, thioredoxin disulfide as acceptor; ATP binding. NCBI's taxonomy places the organism in Eukaryota, Metazoa, Chordata, Aves, Passeriformes, Maluridae. Gene Ontology annotation, cellular component: ribonucleoside-diphosphate reductase complex. Gene Ontology annotation, biological process: deoxyribonucleotide biosynthetic process; DNA replication. Bases 75 to 2453 code for a protein of 792 amino acids. The record is from RefSeq and is a predicted model, not a curated record.
CGGCGGGCGCGGGAAGCGGCGGGCGCGGAGCAGCCGGAGGCACCGAGAGGCACCGAGAGRGGCUCGCCGCCGCCAUGCACGUCGUGAAGCGGGAUGGGCGCCAGGAGCGAGUCAUGUUUGACAAGAUCACGUCGCGGAUCCAGAAGCUCUGCUAUGGCCUCAACGCCGACUUCGUGGAUCCCGCACAGAUCACCAUGAAGGUGAUCCAGGGGCUGUACAGUGGGGUCACCACGGUGGAGCUGGACACUCUGGCUGCAGAGACGGCGGCCACGCUGACCACCAAGCACCCCGACUACGCCAUCCUGGCCGCCCGCAUCGCCGUGUCCAACCUGCACAAGGAGACCAAGAAAGUCUUCAGUGAUGUGAUGGAGGAUCUCUACAACUACAUCAACCCUCACAAUGGGAAGCACUCCCCAAUGAUCUCCAAAGAAACUCUAGACAUAGUUUUGGCCAACAAAGAUCGCCUCAACUCUGCCAUCAUCUACGACAGAGACUUCUCCUACAACUACUUUGGUUUUAAGACUCUGGAACGCUCCUACUUGCUGAAAAUCAACUCCAAAGUUGCUGAGCGUCCCCAGCACAUGCUGAUGAGGGUGUCCGUGGGCAUCCACAAGGCCGACAUCGACGCUGCCAUCGAGACCUACAACCUGCUCUCGGAGCGCUGGUUCACCCACGCCUCGCCCACGCUCUUCAACGCGGGCACCAACCGCCCCCAGCUCUCCAGCUGCUUCCUGCUGUGCAUGAAGGAUGACAGCAUCGAGGGCAUUUAUGACACCCUGAAGCAGUGUGCCCUCAUCUCCAAGUCUGCUGGGGGCAUUGGCCUYGCCGUGAGCUGCAUCCGUGCCACGGGCAGCUACAUUGCUGGGACAAACGGGAAUUCCAAUGGGCUCGUUCCAAUGCUGAGGGUCUACAACAACACUGCCCGUUACGUGGAUCAAGGUGGAAACAAGAGACCUGGAGCUUUUGCCAUCUACCUGGAGCCGUGGCACCUGGAUAUCUUUGAGUUCCUGGACUUAAAGAAAAACACUGGGAAAGAAGAGCAGCGAGCCAGAGACCUGUUCUUUGCCCUCUGGAUCCCUGAUCUCUUCAUGAAACGAGUGGAAACCAACCAGGACUGGUCCUUAAUGUGUCCAAAUGAGUGUCCUGGCCUGGAUGAUGUCUGGGGGGAGGAAUUUGAGAAGCUUUAUGAGAGUUAUGAACGGCAGGGCCGCGUGCGCAGGGUGGUGAAGGCCCAGCAGCUCUGGUACGCCAUCAUCGAGUCCCAGACCGAGACUGGCACCCCCUACAUGCUCUACAAGGAUUCCUGCAACAGGAAGAGCAACCAGCAGAACCUGGGCACCAUYAAGUGCAGCAACCUGUGCACCGAGAUCGUGGAAUAUACCAGCAAGGAGGAGGUGGCCGUGUGUAACCUGGCCUCCAUCGCCCUGAACAUGUACGUGACACCUGAGCACACCUACGACUUCAAGAAGCUGGCAGAGGUCACCAAGGUCAUUGUCCGAAAUCUCAACAAAAUCAUUGACAUCAACUACUACCCCGUGCCAGAGGCCCAGCGCUCCAACCACCGGCACCGCCCUAUUGGCAUUGGUGUGCAGGGCCUGGCCGAUGCCUUCAUCCUCAUGAGGUUCCCCUUCGAGAGCACCGAGGCCCAGCGCCUCAACCAGCACAUCUUUGAGACCAUUUACUACGGGGCCCUGGAGGCCAGCUGCGAGCUGGCCAGGGAGCAGGGCCCCUACGAAACCUACGAGGGCUCUCCGGUCAGCAAGGGGAUCCUUCAGUAUGACAUGUGGAACGUCACUCCCUCUGACCUUUGGGACUGGAAGGCUUUGAAGGAGAAGAUUGCCAAGUACGGUGUCAGAAACAGCCUCCUCAUUUCCCCCAUGCCAACGGCUUCCACUGCCCAGAUUCUGGGCAACAACGAGUCCAUCGAGCCCUACACCAGCAACAUCUACACACGCAGGGUCCUCUCAGGGGAGUUCCAGGUUGUGAAUCCCCAUUUGCUGAAGGAUCUCACGGAGAGGGGCCUGUGGAACGAGGAGAUGAAGAACCAGAUCAUCGCCCACAACGGCUCCAUCCAGAGCAUCCCUGAGAUUCCUGAUGACCUGAAGCAGCUCUACAAGACCGUGUGGGAGAUCUCCCAAAAAACCAUCCUGAAGAUGGCUGCAGACAGAGGGGCCUUCAUCGACCAGAGCCAGUCCCUGAACAUCCACAUCGCCGAGCCCAACUACGGCAAGCUCACCAGCAUGCACUUCUAUGGCUGGAAACAGGGCCUGAAGACUGGCAUGUACUACCUGCGGACAAAGCCAGCUGCCAACCCCAUCCAGUUCACCCUCAACAAGGAGAAGCUGCGGGAGCGGGAGAAGGCUUCCCGGGAGGAGGAGGAGAAGGAGAGGAACAAGGCAGCCAUGGUGUGCUCCCUUGAGAACAGGGAGGAGUGCCUGAUGUGUGGCUCCUAAGGGAUCGCCCAYGGCUCCAGCAGAGCUGUUGCACCUGGCUGGAGCUGCUGGGAUGAGAGCGUCUGGAAUAACGUGAGGWUGCAGGGGGCUGGGGCUGGGAGGGGGGGUAGUGUAGCUUCCCCAUCCACAGGGAUGGGGCACAUGGAUAGGGUGUGCAUUGCUUUAGAAGCUCGGCUUCCCAGGAAUUUUGAUGCUCUGGCAGGGCCGUGGCUUCCUUCCAUGGAGGCCUGCGGGCAGGAGUGAGGGCAGGGCGGUGCUGGUGCCACUUACAGGUCUGUCCUGGUCACUCCAGACUGUGCCUUCCAGCCACCAAAGACUGUUCCUCACGUCCCAGAGGAAGCAGCACCCCUGGCUGAUCCCUUUUCCUUGGCUGAUCCCUUUUCCUUGGCUGGAACCCCCCUGGUGCAGGUGUGUUCAGUGUCUGCCAGGGCACUGCUGACACCCCUGGAGUGUCCCCACCUGCCAGAGCCUCCUGCUGCUCCCUCUCCUGUCCCCUCCUCUGGCUUUUCCAGAAGGUCUUUGGAAGGAGCAGAUGGGUGGAAGGGGUGUUGCUCUUCUCCCUCAGCUGCCCGGGCAGAGUGUAGCACUGGCUGAAGGUCCCUUUCCAGUGGGGCYAGGAAAGGCAGAGCUGCUGUGCUGCCUUGUGUUUUACCUUAAAUUCACGUCUUUAGUCUCAUUUCUCAGGCAGUUUCCUGGCAGGGGCCCAGUGCAGUCCUUGGCCACAGGUCAGGUGCCCUCAUGUGAGGGCCACAUGCCYGUGGUGAAGGUCACCUGCCAUCUCUCCCAGGGAAGCUCCAUUUCUCCACACCAGGUAGUUCUUAGAUCUUCUAAAGCCCUUAUCAUUUUACUGCUCCUGUACCCACUCCCUGCUCGAACUGUAUGGGCCUUCAGGCAGUUCUGCAAUAUUUAUUGAACUCUUGAACCAUAACCAAACCCAAAUCCAGCCAAACUCAAUAAAACAUGGAAUGUCGAAGGAAUAAGUGGUGCUAUCUUGGGAACACUGUUUUUUGAUGAAAAAUGGGCAUCUAUGAAAACAGGUUUGUUGUCGCUGUUGGCUAGACAGCAACACAAAAUAACAGAUGCAAAGACAUACAUAUACACAGAAUUAAUGACUCACUUUAUUACGAGGUAAGCUUUUUUAAUCUACUUAGUAACUAGUGUAUACAUUUGUGUUAAACAUGCAUUGGUUAAGAGAUAGCUGUUUAGUUACUCAUUAGUGUAUGAUCGGUGGGUUUGCAAAGAGCUAUAGUGUUAUCAAUGUUUUUAGUUCGGCUACUUGUGUUACCGAUUUUACAUUUCAUUCUYCUUUUCUCAGAGACARUUACGGAUGUGGUGUUUUUCUUCCAUGCAGGCUGUUAACAUUCCCUUU